Messenger RNA from Microthlaspi erraticum, 3486 nucleotides. NCBI's taxonomy places the organism in Eukaryota, Viridiplantae, Streptophyta, Magnoliopsida, Brassicales, Brassicaceae. The record is from the annotation of a GenBank genome assembly.
AUGCCCUUCUUGGACGCCUGUAUGCUUAUCCCUCCCUAUCAGAAAUUCCUCAAGGACGCUGUAACCGAGAGGAGAAAAGAGGUUCAGGGCAUGGUCGUUCUUUCUCAGGAAUGUAGUGCAAUCAUCACUAGGAAAGUGGUUGGGAAGAAGUUUGAAGAUCCGGGCAGUUUCACUCUUCCUUGUUCUAUUGGUCCUCUGGCAUUCAACCGAAGAUUGUGUGAUCUUGGAGCAGGCGUAUCUGUAAUGCCACUCACGGUAGCUAAAAGGCUUGGGUUCGAGAAGUAUCAAAAGUGCGACGUUUCCUUGGUACUUGCGGAUAGAUCAGUACGCAUCCCAGUGGGUAUGCUCGAGGACUUGCCUGUGCGAGUAGGAAACGUGGAGAUACCCACUGACUUUGUUAUCCUUGAGAUGGACGAAGAACCCAAGGAUCCGCUGAUCUUGGGAAGGCCCUUUUUGGCAACCGCCGGAGCUAUCAUCGAUGUUCAGAGAGGAAAGAUUGAGCUAAACUUUGGAGAUGACUUCAAGCUCAGCUUCGACAUCAAGAGAUCGAUGAAGAAACCAACCAUUGAUGGACAGCUCUUCUGGGUAGAGACUUUGGAUCAGUUGGCAGACGAGUAUCUAGAGGAGUUAGCCACAGAGGACCAGCUUCAGCUAACCUUGACUGAGAAAGUGGAGGAAAAGAGCUACUUCAACACCGAAUCCUUGGAGUAUGCUCGACUCUUAGACUCCCACAGAGGGACUGUUCCCAAUGACGUGGUUGAGGAAAUCAUAGGACGCUCCGUGAGAGUUGAGGAAAUCCACAAGGUAGAGGCAGAGCACGACCUCGAGCAACCUUCAGACGAUGACUGGAGCGAGCUCAAAGCCCCAAAGGUGGACCUCAAGACCUUACCAGAUGGGCUAAGGUACGCAUUUCUUGGACCAAAUUCAACUUAUCCCGUAAUUGUGAACCAAGAACUUACCCCACCCCAAUUAACCUCCCUCCUUAAUGAGUUGAGGAAGUUCAGGAGAGCAAUUGGUUACUCUUUAGAGGACAUCAAAGGCAUAUCUCUUGAGCUUUGUACUCAUCGCAUUCACCUUGAUAACGAAUCUAAGGGAUCUAUUGAACACCAAAGACGCUUAAAUCCCAACCUCAAAGAGGUGGUAAAGAAGGAAAUCCUUAAGUUGCUUGACGCCGGCGUGAUCUACCCUAUCUCGGAUAGUACUUGGGUCUCGCCGGUACACUGUGUGCCCAAGAAAGGUGGAAUCACAGUAGUCAAGAACGAAAAAGACGAAAUGAUCCCAACCAGAACCAUAACCGGUCACCGAAUGUGCAUAGAUUACCGAAAGCUCAAUGCGGCGACUAGGAAGGAUCAUUUUCCACUGCCUUUCAUCGAUCAGAUGCUUGAGCGGUUGGCAAACCAUCCUUUCUAUUGCUUCCUUGAUGGCUAUUCGGGAUUCUUUCAAAUCCCCAUCCACCCUAAUGACCAAGAGAAAACGACCUUCACAUGUCCCUAUGGAACUUUUGCCUAUAAACGUAUGCCCUUUGGAUUGUGUAACGCUCCGGCGACUUUCCAAAGAUGCAUGACGUCCAUCUUUUCUGAUUUAAUUGAGGACACUGUUGAAGUGUUUAUGGAUGACUUUUCUGUCUAUGGCAGUUCCUUUGUGUCUUGUUUGUCCAACUUGUGCAGGGUUCUCAAGCGCUGCGAGGAGACGAACCUAGUGCUCAAUUGGGAGAAGUGUCACUUUAUGGUCAGGGAAGGGAUCGUCUUGGGACACAAGAUAUCAGAAAAGGGGAUAGAGGUUGAUCAAGCAAAGAUUGAGGUGAUGAGUCAGCUUGCUCCACCAAAGACAGUCAAGGACGUGAGAAGUUUCCUUGGGCACGCCGGUUUCUAUCGGAGAUUUAUCAAAGACUUCUCCAAAAUAGCUCGCCCUUUGACACGCCUCUUGUGCAAGGAAACUGAGUUCCUGUUUGACGAAGAGUGCCUUAAGGCAUUUGAGAUGAUCAAGACUGCCUUGGUCACGGCCCCGAUUGUCCAAGCACCAAACUGGGACUACCCUUUCGAGAUCAUGUGUGACGCUAGUGACUACGCCGUGGGAGCUGUGCUUGGCCAGAGGAUAGACAAAAAGCUCCACGUGAUAUAUUACGCAAGCAGAACCAUGGACGAUGCCCAAGGACGAUACGCAACAACUGAGAAAGAGCUCUUGGCAGUAGUCUUUGCGUUCGAGAAGUUCAGAAGUUAUCUUCGUGGGUUCAAAGAGUUCGAUCUCGAAAUUUUGGAUAAGAAAGGGGUUGAGAACGGAGUUGCGGAUCACCUCUCGAGGAUGAGAGUAAAUGAACCGGCACCUAUCGACGAUACUCUGCCUGAGGAACAGCUACUCUUGGUGGAAGAUUUUGCCAACUACUUGGUGUGUGGAGAAGUGCCAAGCCGACCUGUCUCCUUACCAGAAGAAGAAAUUCUUCAGGGACAUCUCACAUUACUUUUGGGACGAACCAUACCUGUAUUCAAGAGAGGAUCAGAUGGUCUGUUUAGGAGGUGCAUAGCUCAGGAGGAAGUAGAAGGAAUACUCGAGCAUUGUCACGGAUCGAGCUACGGAGGUCACUUUGCGACUUUCAAAACAGCUUCCAAAGUUCUUCAAGCCGGAUUCUGGUGGCCAAGCCUUUUCAAAGACACUCACGACUUCAUUGCAAGGUGUGAUAGAUGCCAACGAGAAGGGAGCAUUUCCAAGCGCAAUGAAAUGCCACAAAACCCGAUACUUGAGGUGGAAGUGUUUGAUGUAUGGGGCAUCGACUUCAUGGGCCCCUUUGAGCCACCUUCUCAUGGGAAUAGAUACAUCCUAGUAGCAGUUGACUAUGUGUCCAAGUGGGUAGAGGCAAUCGCUUCCCCAACGAACGAUGCCAAGGUUGUGCUCAAGCUGUUCAAAAGCAUCAUCUUCCCGAGAUAUGGAGUGCCAAGGGUAGCGACACCAUACCAUCCUCAGACAAGUGGUCAAGUGGAAGUGUCGAACAAGCAGAUAAAGGGGAUCCUCAGGACGAUUGUGGGAGUCACCAAGAAGGACUGGGCAGUUAAGUUGGACGACGCUCUCUGGGCUUACAGGACCGCCUAUAAGACGCCAAUAGGAAGGACACCUUUCUCGCUCCUUUACGGGAAAUCGUGUCACCUUCCGGUGGAGAUUGAGUACAGAGCACUCUGGGCAAUCAAACUGCUCAACUUCGACAUCAGGUCUGCCCAAGAGAAGAGGGGUUUCGACUUACACGAGUUGGAAGAGAUCAGGCUGGACGCAUAUGAGAGCUCCAAGAUUUACAAAGAACGGACUAAGGCAUUUCACGACAAGAAAAUUGUGCCUAAAGUCUUCAAGGUUGGAGAAUAUGCGCUGCUUUUCAACUCAAGAGCUAAGUUGUUCCCUGGGAAGCUCAAGUCCAAGUGGUCGGCCCGUUUGAGAUUAAGGACGUCCUUCCUUAUGGAGCUGUCACUUUGCUUAACCAGAAUGGCGAGGAGUUCACGGUGA